CAACAGCCAUGUGUGACGUAUUAUUUGUUUGCCGGAAGUGGCAAACGUAAGCGUUUCCGGAAGCGAGUCGAGUAUGGCAGGAGUAUUAAAGAAGACGACCGGUCUGGUGGGCCUUGCUGUGUGCCAGAACCCACAUGAGACUCUACAUAUUCUGUAUUCAAAAACCUUGGCAACUCUGCAGCGGAUGCCACAGGACGCUGCCUACAGAAAGUACACGGAGCCCCUGAUCAAUGAGCGCUUCAAUCACGUCCAAACGGAGCCAGAUAUUGAGAAGCUUGAGAAGAAACUGAACUGUGGUCAAAUUGAAGAAAUUGUUUUCCAGGCAAAGUGUGAGCUGGCCCUCUCCAGAAAGAUGUACCAAUGGAAAGUCUGGGAGCCACUGAUAGAGGAACCUCCUGCCAACCAGUGGAAGUGGCCAGUCUGAGUCUUCUUUUGUUGUGUAAAAAAAUGUAAACAUUUGACAAACUGAUAUCAUUAAACUUAUUAUAAAAA
Messenger RNA from Cynoglossus semilaevis (tongue sole), 492 nucleotides. RefSeq names its product NADH:ubiquinone oxidoreductase subunit A5 (gene ndufa5). Gene Ontology annotation, biological process: respiratory electron transport chain. Bases 74 to 424 code for a protein of 116 amino acids. Gene Ontology annotation, cellular component: respiratory chain complex I. The transcript has 5 exons. The record is from RefSeq and is a predicted model, not a curated record. NCBI's taxonomy places the organism in Eukaryota, Metazoa, Chordata, Actinopteri, Pleuronectiformes, Cynoglossidae.